ACAAAUAAAUUAAACGUGAAAAUAAACCCAGAAAGUGAGGGAAACUGCGAGAAAGUGAAGAAGAUCGGAGGAAAAGAAACAACAAAAAGAAAUAAAAAUGAAGCACAUUUUUAAGAAGCUGCACAUCGGAAGCAACCACGAGGCUAAUCGAACUUCGAUAAAUGAGACGUUACCUUCGCCGUCAUGCGCCAGCGAUCAUCAACGUACGAUGUCCGGGAUUUCUUUGGAGAGUCCUUCAACAACAACGUCGUCACCAUCUCCGGUGACCACGACGAUGCUGCCGGUGUCGUCGAGCAUGGGGCUGAGUAGGACUCCAGCAACGGCGGAAGCUACGAAUCGAGCGUCGGAUUAUCUGUUAUUUGAGGAAGAGUUUCAGGUACAGUUAGCCCUAGCGAUCAGUGCUUCGAAUUCUGAAGACCCAGAGAAGGAUCAGAUCCGAGCAGCGACGCUUUUGAGCGUAGGGAGUCAUCACUUGAUGGGUUUAGGGUUAGGGACCUAUAAGGGUAACGCAUCAGGUGAGGCUUUGGCCAGGCAAUAUUGGGCAUACAGUGUACUUGAUUAUGGGGAAAGGGUGGUGGAUGGUUUUUAUGAUGUAUAUGGUCUCUCCACUGAUUCAGGAAUUCAAGGAAAAAUGCCAUCUCUUGCUGACCUUGAAACAAAUCCUGGGAAUUCUGGCUUUGAAGUUAUAAUUGUGAAUAGAACAUUUGACCCAGCCCUAGAAGAGUUGUUGCAAAUUGUGCACUGUAUUGCAUUAGAUUGCCCUGCUACCAAUGUUGCUGUUUUAGUUCAAAGGCUUGCUGAACUUGUAACAGGACAUAUGGGUGGACCUGUUAAAGAUGCUAAUAUAAUUUUGGCCAAGUGGAUGGAAAAAAGCACAGAGCUCAGAACAUCUAUUCACACAAGUGUGUUGCCUAUUGGGUCCAUAAAUAUAGGCCUUUCUCGGCAUCGUGCUUUACUCUUCAAGGUCCUUGCAGAUAGCAUAAGGUUGCCUUGUAGAUUGGUAAAAGGUAGCCACUACACCGGUGUUGAGGAUGAUGCUGUAAAUAUAAUAAAGUUGGAGGAUGAAAGGGAGUUUUUAGUUGAUCUAAUGGCAGCUCCUGGUACACUUAUACCUGCUGACAUUUUAAGUGCAAAAGAUACAACUUUUAAGCCAAGCAAUCCAGUAAUUAGAAGUAUCCCAACCCUUCAGUUGUCUGAUGAUGAAUACUCUAAAGUGAAGCCACUAAACGGUGAAGGCAGUAGUCAACAUACUCUGACCAACAGUAGACUUCCCUUCAAUAGGGGGUUGAAUUCUGGAAGGGCAGAAUCAUCGUCUUCAUUAUCUGGUACAAAUGGUGAUUCUGGUGUUGGUUCUUCCAGAUUAUCUAACAGAGUGACCUGUAAUCGGUUGGACCAUCUCCCAUCUACUGCCAUUGGAUCUUCUGUCUAUAAGCGUGGUCGUGGUGGCAAUGUAGUUGGUGAUGGCCUGAGGAUGAAUGUCAAUGUAGUGCCUUAUGGCCAGAGUAGUCAAGAUGACCCAAAAAAUCUUUUUGCUGAUCUUAAUCCAUUCCAGAUAAAAGGUAGAGGAAAAACAUCCCAGCUGAAUGGACCUACCGAGUCCAAAAUUGAUGAGAUUCAGAGACAGAGAAAUAAUGUAGUUGUGGGGCGACCCCCAGCACCAUUGAUGUGGAAGAAUCGACCUGCUUAUAACGAGGUUCCUCAGAAAAAGGAGUAUGGUUAUAUGCAGGGCCUCUUUCCGAAAACUACUCUUGAACCUAAUGAUUUUAAUCACUCAUUGUCAUCUUCAACUAGCUCUUCCAAACCUGAAACGGUCCAUCCUCAUGGUUUUAAGUCACAUGUUGAUUUUGAUGUAUCAGGCAGAGAUAAUAAAAUCAGGAAUUCUCUGGCUGGUACUAGCUCAUCUUUGGCAUCCUCUGCCAGUCAGUUCAAUAGCUCACAACUGGCUGAGGAUGCAAGCACUAAAUUUAAGGGAGGUAAUCUCAUGAGUAAUGGGCAUGAUUUACAAAAUAGCAGCAAGGAUUUGGCUAAACAGCAAGAUAAUGUCACUGAUUUCCGCAAUAAUAGAAAGUACACCGAGGAUAGAUAUAUGGGGAAUAAUCUCAAACCAAAGGAUCUGGAAAUUCUCGGCUCAUCACUAGAUUGUGGUACAGGAAGGGUUGAUCUACUAUUUGAUGAUACAGAUGUAGGCGAAUGUGAAAUUCCAUGGGAAGACUUGGAUGUUGGUGAAAGAAUUGGACUAGGUUCCUAUGGUGAGGUCUACCAUGCUGACUGGAAUGGCACGGAGGUUGCAGUGAAAAAGUUCCUAGAUCAGGAUUUUUCAGGUGCUGCUUUGGAUGAGUUCAAAAGAGAAGUGCGAAUAAUGCGUAGACUGCGUCAUCCAAAUGUUGUUCUUUUUGUGGGUUCUGUUACUCGUCCUCCCCACCUCUCUAUCAUUACCGAGUUUCUUCCAAGGAGAAGCUUAUUUAAGAUUCUCCAUCGUCCGCAUUCUCAAAUUGAUGAGAAGCGUAGAAUUAAGAUGGCCCUUGAUGUGGCGAGAGGCAUGAAUUGCCUACACUCCAGUACACCUACCAUUGUGCACCGUGAUUUAAAGUCUCCUAAUCUUUUAGUUGACAAAAACUGGAGUGUGAAGGUCUGUGAUUUUGGGUUGUCACGAUUGAAGCAUAAUACCUUUCUAUCAUCAAAAUCAACAGCAGGAACACCUGAGUGGAUGGCACCGGAAGUACUUCGCAAUGAGCCCUCAAAUGAGAAAUGCGACGUUUAUAGUUUUGGAGUCAUUCUUUGGGAACUUGCUACUCAGAGAUUGCCUUGGAGCGGCAUGAAUCCAAUGCAAGUCGUUGGUGCUGUUGGUUUCCAGAACCGUCGGCUCGACAUUCCGGAGGAACUCGAUCCAUUGGUUGCAAGGAUAAUUUGGGAAUGCUGGCAGACUGAUCCGAAUUUGCGGCCUUCGUUCGCGGAACUCACGGUUGCUAUAAAGCCAUUGCAGCGGUUUGUUAUUCCGCCGCAUCAGGACCAGUCAAGCUCACCCCUGACACAAGAUAUUUCAGUAAAUUCUACACCCUGAAACGAAAAUUUGCAAGUUCCUCAGUUGUGAAUAAGAAACAUG
Hibiscus syriacus is the source of this 3103-nucleotide messenger RNA. RefSeq names its product serine/threonine-protein kinase EDR1-like. Gene Ontology annotation, molecular function: protein kinase activity; ATP binding. Bases 98 to 3061 code for a protein of 987 amino acids. The transcript is spliced from 13 exons. Gene Ontology annotation, biological process: protein phosphorylation. The record is from RefSeq and is a predicted model, not a curated record. NCBI's taxonomy places the organism in Eukaryota, Viridiplantae, Streptophyta, Magnoliopsida, Malvales, Malvaceae.